This is a messenger RNA of Paramuricea clavata, 957 nucleotides long. NCBI's taxonomy places the organism in Eukaryota, Metazoa, Cnidaria, Anthozoa, Malacalcyonacea, Plexauridae. The record is from the annotation of a GenBank genome assembly.
AUGGCUCAAGCUGCUCAUCAUGAGACCCAGUGCCUGAAAGCUGGGGUAAUAAAUUUAAAGUUAAUGGAUGUUCUCCUUGAUUGUGAUGACAACCUUUCACUUCUCUGGGAACUCAUCUCAGGGUAAUAUUCGACGAGUAGUUCCAGAGUCUUUUCGUCGCGAGAUAUUCAACCUGAUAUAUAAUCUUUCCCAUCCAGGCGCUAGAUCCACAUGUAAGCUCGUCGGCACCCCCUGUGGAACGGUCUCAAUCGUGAUGUUCGACGCUGGACUCAAACUUGCAAUGCUUGCCAGCAAUCCAAAAUUCAUCGUCAUACUACAGCGCCGCUCCAGAAGUUCGAUAUCCCAGACCAUCGUUUCGCUGAGAUUCAUGUUGACAUUGUCGGCCCACUUCCGCUGUCACGAGGGUUCAGCUAUCUGUUCACAUGCAUUGAUCACUACACCCGAUGGACUGAGGCUAUUCCGAUGGUCGACAUGACAGCGGAAAGCUGUGCACUUGCUCUGUUACAUGGUUGGGAAUCACGGUUUGGCCUACCCAGGAGGAUAAUGUCGGAUCGUGUCCGGCAAUUUUAAUCCAACCUCUGGGCAUCUGUCAUUUUUCUUUUCGGGAUGCAAUGCACCAGCAACGUUCUGUUCCCCCACGAAACCACGGUUUGCGUCCAUCUUAGGCACGAUGCAGUCAAAAGUCCGUUGCAACAACCCUACGACGGCCCAUUCCUAGUCAUCCAACGCAAUGGCAAGUUCUUUACCCUCAACAAGAAUGGUUGUCGUGAUAUAGUCUCUAUCGACAGGCUCAAGCCAGCAAUCCUUGAGAAAAUGGACGACCCUCCUCUCAAGCCAACCGCACAUCCCAUGACACCUGUUCCUUCCGAUACAAUUGAACCACCCUUGCCAACGGUACUGCCAACACCAUCGUUAACGACACGUUCUGGUCACACGGUACACUUACCAAGACGUUAA